Molecule: messenger RNA, 1536 nt
Organism: Jaculus jaculus (lesser Egyptian jerboa)
Lineage: Eukaryota; Metazoa; Chordata; Mammalia; Rodentia; Dipodidae
Gene: Yrdc
Product: yrdC N6-threonylcarbamoyltransferase domain containing
Exons: 5
Coding region: 19-840 (273 amino acids)
Biological process (GO): regulation of translational fidelity
Cellular component (GO): cytoplasm
Molecular function (GO): nucleotidyltransferase activity; double-stranded RNA binding; tRNA binding
Source: RefSeq, a predicted model, not a curated record
GGAAGCGGGCCCGAGCGGAUGUCUCCGGCGCGUCCGUGCACGGGGCUGAGGGCCGCGGUGGCUGCCGCCAGCAUGGGGUUGAGCGACGGGCCGGCGGGCUCCGGCCGCACUUGUCGUCUCCUCCGCCCGCCUCCCCCGGCGGCGCCCGGUGCCCGGCUGUUACGGCUGCCGGGUUGUGCGUCCGAACGCGCCGGCUGGACCGAGGCGCUGCGGGCCGCCGUGGCCGAGCUGCGUGCGGGCGCCGUGGUGGCCGUCCCCACCGACACGCUGUACGGCCUGGCGUGCUCCGCGAGCUGCUCGGCGGCUCUGGACGCCGUGUACCGCGCCAAGGGCCGCAGCGAGGCCAAGCCGCUGGCCGUGUGCCUGGGCCGCGUGGCCGACGUCUACAGGUACUGCCGGGUGAGAGUACCCAAGGAGCUCCUGGAGGACCUGUUACCAGGACCUGUGACCUUGGUGAUGGAACGCUCCAACGAGCUCAACAAAGACCUGAACCCCUUCACUCCACUUGUUGGCAUCCGAAUUCCUGACCAUGCUUUCAUGCAGGACUUGGUCCAGAUGUUUGGGGGACCUCUGGCUCUCACCAGUGCCAACCUCAGCUCCCAGGCCAGUUCUCUGAACGUUGAGGAGUUCCAAGACCUUUGGCCUCAUUUGUCCCUGGUCAUUGAUGGGGGACCCAUUGGGGAUAGCCAGAGUCCCGAGUGUCGCCUUGGCUCUACCGUGGUUGACUUAUCUGUGCCUGGAAAAUUUGGCAUUAUUCGUCCAGGAUGUGCCCUGGAAAAAACUACAGCCAUCCUCCAACAGAAGUACAGGCUGCUCCCUUCACAGGGUUUCUGCUCAUGAAACGGGAAGAGGGGCAGCCUAAGAACAAUGCUGGAUACUAUGUGUCUGUCCACUGCUGGUUGGCAAGGCCUCAUUGCAGAGGUCGCUUGGAGCCACAUCAGUAGCCUGAUCUUUUGGGGCAACAUGUGUUCUGGACCAUAAGUUGCUGGCUUAGCCUUGCACCUGGUGGGGGAAUAUUAUAUUCAUUCUGUAGCUUCCUUUAUCAACCAAAGUUGUCUUCCAUGGUUCUGCCCUGAUAAGUUCCCUCCCAUCUCCCCCCCUACCCCCACCCCCCGUCUUGAAUUGAAAGGUGAUUUAAGUCACAGGUUUAGAAUCUAGUAAGAGCCUCUUCUCUGUUGGACAGUGGCAUUUAAUGUUCCAAGCAGCUAGAAGUGCAAAUACAUUUUAAAAGCCUUGGGACCAGGGCAAAAGUCUGGGAGCCAUGGGCCAAAUGCUUUCCUAUGAAGUAAAGGAGGGUCAUUUGGGCCUAAUGGGGGGAGUCCAUAUUAAAUAAUAUUAGAAAACUAUCUUUUUUUAGUGAUUAUUUCUUAUUUAUGCAUAAAAUAAAUUAUAUAGGAAUAUGUAUAACACCUUUUAUUUAAUGUCACUGGAAUGGGCAGCCUUUUUGUCUUCAUUCAUAUGUAUGUUGAGUGUUACAUGAUUAUUGUUGGGCAUCUGAGCUUUGCUUUUCUCUAUUAAAAAAAUGUUGCUACUGAA